GUGGGCUUGACUAUCCAUUUUCAAGAUGGCAGACCUUCUAGGAUCUAUUUUGAGCUCGAUGGAAAAACCUCCCACAAUCGGGGAAGAGGAAAAGAAGAAGGCUAAAAAACAACGAGAACAAUUGGAGAAACUUCAAGCUCAAGAAAAGGCGGCCAAAUCCAAGUUUAGGAAAAGGAUAGUAGAUGAGGUAAACAAGUUCAUCAAUGACAGCUCAUGCACCAGGCACAAGUUUGAGGCCAUGGACAAAAUGGCCAGAACUAUCGUCCAUGAUGUUGCAGAGGUUGCAGGUCUCACUUCCUUUUCCUUUGGAGAGGACGAGAAUGACAGAUAUGUCAUGCUCUUUAAAAAGGAAUUCGCCCCCUCGGAUGAAGAGCUGGAGGCCUACAGGAGGGGAGAGGACUGGGAUCCCAGCAAGGCUGAAGAGAUCAAGAGACAGAAAGAGGCACAAGUUGAAGAGGCCUCAUCUUCACAAGUCUCACACAAGGUCGUCCCCAUGUCAAACUACAAGGACAAGUACAAGCACCUGAUAGGAGACACCUCAGCCAAGGCUGCUGCUCAGAUAACUACUGCUAACAAGGCCUAUGGCUUUGUUCCAAGUGAGAACAAAAGAGAUCAACGCUCCAUUGAAGAGGUGCAGAAUCAGAUCAGAGCAAAGAAGAGGCAAAAAACUGAGGACCCAACUGCAGAGGCUGCACAGUCAUCUUCUAAUGUGGAGCAGUAAUACAUGAUACCGUGGCUCAAAUUCACCACAUUUUAUGAUAUAAAAUGUGUAUAAAAUUUCAGCAUGAAAGUUCAUCUGAGUUGGUAAAUUACAUUAUGAAAAACUUUA
This is a messenger RNA of Branchiostoma belcheri (Belcher's lancelet), 829 nucleotides long. Its product is annotated as sperm-associated antigen 7 homolog. The transcript is spliced from 7 exons. Bases 26 to 721 code for a protein of 231 amino acids. Gene Ontology annotation, molecular function: nucleic acid binding. NCBI's taxonomy places the organism in Eukaryota, Metazoa, Chordata, Leptocardii, Amphioxiformes, Branchiostomatidae. The record is from RefSeq and is a predicted model, not a curated record.